Cladocopium goreaui is the source of this 590-nucleotide messenger RNA. The record is from the annotation of a GenBank genome assembly. Lineage: Eukaryota; Dinophyceae; Suessiales; Symbiodiniaceae.
AGCAGCUCCUGUUGUGGAUCAAUGCCUUCACUUGGUAUUCUGAGCAACUCUCUGCACGUCCUGGUGCCAACCGCCUUCAACGAAGACACGGAUCAGCUUGAUGUGCAUCGUGAGGAGCCAGUAGAUGACUUCUGGGUGAAGGAGACCAAGGGCUAUGAUCUGACCAAGUAUGCAGAAGAGCUUCCAUUAUGUGAGGAUCUGGAGCCUGCAACGGUGGGCAACGGAGACUCCUGUUGGAGCACCUGCCACGGGCAGUGCCCCAACGAUUUGCUGAAGCCAGGGCUUGCGUUUGACUUUGAUGAAAUCAGACCGGGACAUCCAGGAUGCACGUCUCACUUCGAGUGCGUCGGAAACUUUGAUCGCGUACUUUGCCACGGGGUUCGAGCUCUAGAGGAUCACCUCCCAGAGAACUUCAGUGCUGCUGAGAGACAGCUUGAGGAUCGGAUUCCUGGAAGCCUCGCAAUCUUGGCAGGCUCGCAAGAGCGCUUGCACCGUUGCAUUGCGCGCCGCAAACAGCGCUGCCGAGGCUUCUUGUGAUGGCAGCCUUUCGCUUCGCCCAAAGAUGGUCGGAGCCAUAAGGACCAAGAAAA